AGCAUGCAUUGCUUUUGAACUUAGGCGAAAAAUAGAAAACUAGAAAAUGCAAACUAAGAUGAGGCUGUGUAAUUCGUAGCCAUGAUUACCAUUUCUUCUUUAAAGCGGAAGUCUGCAAGUCGUAACUCAUUAUUUACCCUCUAAGGUAACUUAAGGAAUAAAUUAUUAGCAGCCAUAACAUGACGUGGUGCUGUGGAAUGAAUCAGACCCGGUGUGAAGGCAGAGCUCAUCUGCUUCUGGGCCAAAUAACCUUAAGCAGGACAGUUAAUCUCUCCUGGUCUAAAUUUACUUCUCUUUUUAAUGGGAAAAAAAGAACCUGCCUUACUGGUUGUAGCGAGGUUCAUGCAACAGGAACGCGCUUUGUGAUUCCUAAAGCACUAUGUCAGUCUUUACAGUUUACGAGCAAUAGCAAAAUCCUAGGAUCGUGACAUCUUGGAGGACCGCUCUCCAACCGCGAGAGUAAACGAGACUUUCCUGGAACCCCGACUGUUUCAUAAGGCCCCGGGACUGUUCCUACGUCUCUCAGCGGGGCUCUUUAAAGAGAUAAAUCAGCCGGAGGAGUUUCCGGUUAUGUCUGCGCCCCACCACUCUCCCAAAAUCCACGGGGGUUGAAUUCUGAAAACCCCCAGGCUCUAGGACCACACUGGAGGAUCCGCCGCUUGGCUGCUGCCCGGCUCAACCGGGCUGUAAAUUCCAUCGUUGCAGCGUCAUUGGCUUGAGAGCUUCCUGAAGGACAGCACCAAGAGCCAAUGGAAGGCCGCUAUUCCCAGGCGGCCACGUCAUAAGAGCCAAUCAGGCCCUCAUUUGGGCUUAACUCUUUAAAGGUGGGUUCGCGUCCCCUGAGAAAGUAGUUGGUAGUAAAUGUGCCACGUCUUCUAAGAAGGAGGGAGUCCUAAACUUGCCUGAAGCCGUUGUCCCUAAGCCUUGAACUACGUUCUUAAAUCUAUGAAGUUGAGGGCCCUUUCGCUGCUUUUGUAGGAACUUCUUUCCUGCUUCAGCAACAUGAGACUUUUCUUGUGCAACGCGGUCUUGAUGCUGUUCAUCACUUCUUUGAUUGGGGCUCUGAUCCCUGAACCAGAAGUGAAAAUUGAAGUUCUCCAGAAGCCAUUCAUCUGCCAUCGCAAGACCAAAGGAGGGGAUUUGAUGUUGGUCCACUAUGAAGGCUACUUAGAAAAGGACGGCUCCUUAUUUCACUCCACUCACAAACACAACAAUGGUCAACCCAUUUGGUUUACCCUGGGCAUCCUGGAGGCUCUCAAAGGUUGGGACCAGGGCUUGAAAGGAAUGUGUGUAGGAGAGAAGAGAAAGCUCAUCAUUCCUCCUGCUCUGGGCUAUGGAAAAGAAGGAAAAGGUAAAAUUCCCCCAGAAAGUACACUGAUAUUUAAUAUUGAUCUCCUGGAGAUUCGAAAUGGACCAAGAUCCCAUGAAUCAUUCCAAGAAAUGGAUCUUAAUGAUGACUGGAAACUCUCUAAAGAUGAGGUUAAAGCAUAUUUAAAGAAGGAGUUUGAAAAACAUGGUGCAGUGGUGAAUGAAAGUCAUCAUGAUGCUUUGGUGGAGGAUAUUUUUGAUAAAGAAGAUGAAGACAAAGAUGGGUUUAUAUCUGCCAGAGAAUUUACAUAUAAACACGAUGAGUUAUAGAGAUACAUCUACCCAUUUAAUAUAGCACUCAUCUUUCAAGAGAGGGCAGUCAUCUUUAAAGAACAUUUUAUUUUUAAACAACGUUCUUUCUUGCUUUGCUUUUUAUUUUUAUAUAUUUUUUCUGACCCCUAUUUAAAGAACCCCUUAGGGUUUCUAAGUACCUAUUUCUUUCUGGUAAGUUAUUGGGAAGAAAAAGCUAAUUUGUCUUUGAAUAGAAGACUUCUGGACAAUUUUUCACUUUCACAGAUAUGAAGUUUUGUUUUACUUUCUUACUUGUAAAUUUAAAAUGUUGCAACUGGGAACAUACCACGACAUGAGACCAGGUUAUAGCACAAAUUAGCACCCUAUAUUUCUGCUUCCCUCUAUUUUCUCCAAGUUAGAGGUCAACAUUUGAAAAGCCUUUUGCAAUAGCCCAAGGCUUGCUAUUUUCAUGUUAUAAUGAAAUAGUUUAUCUGUAACUGAUUCUGAGUCUCUGCUUGAGGACCAGAGGAAAAUGGUGGUUGGACUUGACUUGUUAAUGGCUACUGCUUUACUAAGGAGAUGUGCAAUGUUGAAGUUAGAAACAAGGUUAAUAGCCAGGCGCAAUGGCUCACGCCUGUAAUCCCAGCACUUUGGGAGGCUGAGGCAGGUGGAUCACCCAAGGUCGGGAGUUCAAGAACAGCCUGACCAACAUGGAGAAACCCCGUUUCUACUGAAAAUACAGAAUUAGCCGGGCGUGGUGAUGCGUGCCUGUAAUCCCAGCUACUCAGGAAGGCUGAGGCAGCAGAAUGACGUGAACCCGGAGGCGGAGGUUGCGGUGAGACGAGAUCAUGCCAUUGCACUCCAGCCUGGACACUCUGUCUCAAAAAAAAAAAGAAAACACGGUUAAUAACAUAUAAAUAUGUAUGCAUUGAGACAUGCUACCUAGGACUUAAGCUGAUGAAGCUUGGCUCCUAGUGAUUGGUGGCCUAUUAUGAUAAAUAGGACAAAUCAUUUAUGUGUUAGUUUCUUUGUAAUAAAAUUUAUCAAUAUGUUAUAGAUGAGGUAGAAAGUUAUAUUUAUAUUCAAUGUUUACUUUUUAAGGCUAGCGGAAUAUCCUUCCUGGUUCUUUAAUGGGUAGUCUAUAGUAUAUUAUACUACAAUAACAUUGUAUUGUAAGAUAAAGUAGUAAACCAGUCUACAUUUUCCCAUUUCUGUCUUAUCAAAAACUGAAGUGGGCUGGGGGUGGUGGCUCAUACCUGUAAUCCCAGCACUUUGGGAGGCCAAGGAGGGUGGAUCUCUUGAGGUCAGGAGUUCGAGACCAGCCUGGCCAACAUGGUAAAACCCCGUCUCUACUAAAAAUACAAAAAUUAGUCAGGUGUGGUGGUGCACACCUGUAGUCCCAGCUACUUGGGAGGCUGAGACAAGAGAUUUGCUUGAACCCGGGAGGUGGAGGUUGCAGUGAGCCAAGAUUGUGCCACUGUACUCCAGCCUGGGUGACACAGCAAGACUCCAUCUCAAAAAAUAAAAAAUAAAAUAAAUGAAGCAGACCUACAGCAGCUAUUAUUGAAUAAAUACCUAUCCUGGACUUAAAAAAAUAAAAAAAUAUAUAUAAUUUUAUUUUAAA
Messenger RNA from Chlorocebus sabaeus (green monkey), 3223 nucleotides. RefSeq names its product FKBP prolyl isomerase 14 (gene FKBP14). Lineage: Eukaryota; Metazoa; Chordata; Mammalia; Primates; Cercopithecidae. The record is from RefSeq and is a predicted model, not a curated record. Gene Ontology annotation, molecular function: peptidyl-prolyl cis-trans isomerase activity; calcium ion binding.